Molecule: messenger RNA, 3721 nt
Organism: Synchiropus splendidus (mandarinfish)
Lineage: Eukaryota; Metazoa; Chordata; Actinopteri; Syngnathiformes; Callionymidae
Product: dynein, cytoplasmic 1, intermediate chain 2a-like
Exons: 17
Coding region: 160-2112 (650 amino acids)
Biological process (GO): transport along microtubule
Cellular component (GO): cytoplasmic dynein complex
Molecular function (GO): dynein heavy chain binding; dynein light chain binding
Source: RefSeq, a predicted model, not a curated record
UCCCUGCCAGCAGGGGUCGGUAAUGUCCGUCAGUGGGAGAAGAAAGGAAGCAGCGAGUGUGUGUCAGCCUCCAGCAUCAUCACUCCACCAUCCCUUCUCUCAGUCGACUCCUCCUAACUGUCGGCAUCGCUCUGCUACGCCCUGAAACCCGCCGUCAGUAUGUCUGACAAGAGUGAGCUAAAGGCUGAGCUCGAGAGGAAGAAGCAACGUAUCGCCCAGAUUCGGGAGGAGAAAAAAAGAAAAGAAGAAGAGAAGAAAAAGAAAGAUGGCGACACCAAGCGUGGAGUUGACAUAGGAGGUGGUUCCUCAGCCGGUCAUGAAGACACUGAUCUGGAGCGAAAGAGGAGAGAGGCAGAGGCGCUGCUGCAGAGUGUUGGCAUCACACCUGACAUACAACAUGCUCAGCCCCUGCGGGUAGUAACAGAAGAUACAUGUCUGUUUCACUACCUAGUCCCCGCCCCCAUGUCUCCCUCCAACAAAUCAGUGGGCAGUGACGCGGGAAGUCAAGAUUCUGGAGAUGGAAACGCCGGACCAAGGACAUUGCAUUGGGAUCCUGACCCUUCUACUCUGCAACUACACUCCGACUCUGAGCUGAUUGGGCGCGGAGCUGUGAAGCUGACCAUGUCCAAACUCACCCAGGUGGACUUCCUCCCCAAAGAGAUGGUGUCCUACUCUAAAGAAACGCAGACGCCCACAGAAACACUGACACAUGCUGAUCAGAAAGCAGAAGAAGACGAGGACGAGGAGAUCACCGCUCCUCCACCUGUGGAAGAAUCACAAGAAGAGAAGGAAGAGCAGCGUGAACAGGAGGAGGACAUUCCAAAGGAGCUGACGGAAGAAGAGAAGCUGCAGGUUUUACACUCUGAAGAAUUCCUGUCGUUUUUCGAGCGUGGCAGCAGGAUAGUGGAGCGAGCCCUGGCCGAACAGGUGGAUGUGUGCUUCGACUACAGCGGGAGGGAUCUGGAGGACAAAGAAGGCGACCUGCAGGCAGGUGCCAAGCUGGUUCUCAACAGACAGUUUGCAGAUGAGCGCUGGACCAAAAACCGAGUGGUCACUUGUUUGGACUGGUCGCUGCAGUAUCCGGAGCUGCUGGUGGCUUCUUAUAACAAGUAUGAAGACGCUCCUCAUGAGCCUGAUGGAGUGGCCCUGGUUUGGAACUUGAAGUACAAGAAGGGGACGCCUGAGUACAUCUUCCACUGCCAGUCAGAGGUGAUGUCAGCUGGGUUCGCAAAGUUUCACCCCAACCUGGUGGUGGGCGGAACAUACUCCGGGCAGAUCGUCUUGUGGGACAACAGGAGCAAUAAGCGCACUCCCGUCCAAAGAACUCCGCUGUCCGCUUCCGCGCACACACAUCCCGUCUACUGUGUGAACGUGGUGGGAACCCAGAAUGCCAACAAUCUGAUCAGCAUCUCCACUGACGGCAAAAUGUGCUCCUGGAGUCUGGACAUGCUUUCACAGCCGCAGGACAGUCUGGAGCUGGUGUUCAAACAGAGCAAAGCAGUGGCCGUCACCUCCAUGGCGUUUCCCCUGGGAGAUGUCAACAACUUUGUGGUGGGGAGUGAGGACGGUUCCGUCUACACUGCCUGUCGCCAUGGAAGCAAAGCUGGAAUCACUGAGGUGUUCGAGGGUCACCAUGGUCCCGUCACCGGCCUGAGCUGCCACAGUGCUGGAGGUCCGGUGGACUUCUCGCACCUCUUCAUCUCCUCGUCGUUUGAUUGGACAGUCAAACUCUGGAGCACUAAAAGCACCCGCCCACUCUACUCUUUUGAGGACAGUUGUGACUACGUCUAUGACGCCAUGUGGUCUCCCACACACCCGGCUCUCUUUGCUUGUGUGGACCUGGCUGGACGCCUGGACCUGUGGAACCUCAACAAUGAUACUGAAGUUCCCACUGCCAGCGUGUACGUGGAGGGGGCUCCAGCUCUGAACCGUGUGAGGUGGGCUCACUCUGGGAAAGAGAUCGCCACUGGAGACUCGGAGGGACAAGUGCAGGUCUACGACGUUGGCGAGCAAAUCUGCGUGCCCAAGGCGGACGAGUGGACGCGCUUCGUCCGGACUCUGGCUGAGAUCAACGAGAACAGAGACGAGGCCGAGGAACUGGCCAAAGCUUGAUGUGCCGAACGCUAGCUCUCUCCUCAGUUCACUCCUUCAGAGCACCACAGAACAACACUCCGACCCGAGCAGAUGAGUGAGGUUUAGCUUGUAGAUGGUAAAUUUUGUGUAGCAGUUUGGAAAACAACUCCUUCUUGAUCAGUUCAAAAAGCCCUUUUUCAUUCGAAAUAUGCACCUUUUUUACUCGCCACUGAAGUGUUUCUCCAUUCGAUUGCUUCCCCAACACUUGAACCGACGACGUGUUUCUGCAGCAACAAACCCAGACAAGCAUAUCUGCUCCUAACUUGAACAAUUGACUUGUAUUUGCUGACCUUUAAAACCACUACAAUAUUUAUUUAUUUAUUCCAGUGGUGGCACUUCACAGCUUUGUACUAACAGUAGCACAAUCCUGACUUCAUCACUGCAAGCUUCUCUAGCCUUCCUGUACCAAAGGUCAUCGUUUUAUACUGUUUGACAAAUAGUAGAAAACUAUUUCCUCCACUGUUACAGAGCGUUUGUAUUUUAGUUUUCACUUGGAAAAUGAACGCAGGUCCACUCCAUUUGUUUACAGGGAACAUUUGUUCAGUACUAGUACUUAUUUUAACUGUCUUUUCUGAAUCACGUAUAGCAGAGACAGUCGGUAUGCACUACAUGGUGAAGUUUAUUUGAAGUGUCUCAUGUGACACAUGACGGCUGUCUGGUCCUGAACUGACAUAUCGAGUCUUGGCUUGUCUAUAUGACUUAACAUGGCUGAGCUGUAUUCUCUGUUAAGGGCAGCUGGAGCGACAAAAAACCUGAUUUCCAGAGGUGGUCAAGCCCUUUUUUUCGUUCUUUCUUUUCUUAUGGACAAGAUAUGAAUGAGCAUUCAGUGUUUAUUCAACAGAGCUGCUCUCUUCCAGUUCAAUAGAAUUGAAACUGAGAGUGCAGUGAUGUGGAAACUGGAUCAGAUUUGUUGAAUUUUCUGAAAUUUGAUUUGAAAAUUUCACUUAUAUAGACAUAAAUAAGGUUUGUUUAAUGCAACCACUGGAGGCAACGCACAGUAUUUUCAAGGUCAUUUUGGCUUCAGCUCUGGAUGAUGACCCGAAUUUAGCACUAAAAAUGAAUCACUUUCCACUGUUGCCUCCGUCUUUCAAGCUUCUUUUCAUGAUCAUUCACCCAGAUUGCAGACAGAAGCUUUGUCAUACACAGGGUCAGGGAGUCAGUCACUGGCUGCCUGAGACUAGGAGUCAAGUUGAGGCAUCUCUUAGGAUGGUCACCAUUCAGGCCAAGUGAGUUCAGUACCAGAUGGAGAAUGCAGGACAGAACAGUGCUACGGUUUGGUAUUAAUUUGUAGUUGACUCAAAACUUGACUCAUAACUCUUAAAAUAAAGCUCUUAAGAACAGCGUGCAAAAAGCAGUCCCUUCUGUUUGGUGCCGCCCUAGUGGCGUGCUUAAAAACUGUCACUGCAUUGCUGUAUUUGAACUGUGGACCGAUGUACCUUCUUGUUUUGGGGUUGUGGGCACGUGGACUGGACCUCACCACUACUGAUCAGGACAAAAACGCUGGUGCUGCUUUUCCAGUGAAAUAAAAGUCAUUCAAGUCAAAUUAAAACCAUAUGGAUGAUUUAUUUCAAUAAAAUACAGUAACUGG